AUGGCAUUAACCAAGGAUAUCCUUGGUUUAGGUCGUACAAAAUCAGGUGAGCUAUCUGUUGCUCAGCGCUCAGCUAUUAUUUAUGCCCACCAGGCCGGUGCCACCCAGUCAAAGCUAGCACUCGAUUUUAGUGAUCGAACUCGCCAUUUACUUUUUAUACUCGCCCGCCGGCACCCCUUUUGGUCCUAUAAAACGCUGAGUUGUGCUAUACCUGGACAAAAAGGAAGAUUCUAA
Molecule: messenger RNA, 234 nt
Organism: Penicillium roqueforti
Lineage: Eukaryota; Fungi; Ascomycota; Eurotiomycetes; Eurotiales; Aspergillaceae
Exons: 3
Coding region: 1-234 (77 amino acids)
Source: RefSeq, a predicted model, not a curated record